Ziziphus jujuba (common jujube) is the source of this 2098-nucleotide messenger RNA. Its product is annotated as pentatricopeptide repeat-containing protein At5g04810, chloroplastic-like. Gene Ontology annotation, molecular function: mRNA binding; protein binding. The record is from RefSeq and is a predicted model, not a curated record. The coding region runs from base 255 to 1523 and encodes 422 amino acids. The transcript has 2 exons. Lineage: Eukaryota; Viridiplantae; Streptophyta; Magnoliopsida; Rosales; Rhamnaceae.
AUUUCAUGCUAAAAUUCCCAAGUAUUAUUGGUUGUUUUUAAACUCAUGCCAAAAACCAUAUUCACCUUUUCUUUUCAUUAUAUUUGGAGUUUUAAAUCGGAAAUAAAGAAAUUUUCUUUUAUUAUGACGAUAAAUAUAAUAAUUAAAAAAAAAAAAAAAACAUAUAAUAAUUCCCACCAGGAUCGCCACCAUUCCGAGGACUUAGUGACUUGAAGCUGGUAGUGGUAGGAGUUGAAGGUAAAGAAAGAGAAAACAUGGCGUUGAAUCCAGGCGUUAAAUCGGCGGCUAAAAGUUGUGUAGGGUCGGAAGUUGGGUUAGUUCGGUGGCGGCGUUUAUUUUGGAAGGAGAAGGAGAUAUGCGAUUCGAAUACUUCGGUGUCUCUGACGAAGAGGUUGCUUCAGGAACCAACCUCUUCCAUCAAAACAACACUUGAUUCGCUGGUUCUUCAGCCCUCCCAGUUUACCUUGGAAACCCUACUUUCUUCUCUUACUUCUUCUUCUUCCGCCUCCCUUGACAAAGCUCACCUGGUUUUGGAAUGGAGUUCGGAGAAAUUGCUGAAGGAGAAUGAGAGAGAUCAUGAUAAGUACUCCGAGCUUAUAUAUUUAUGUGGAAAGAUACGGAAUCUCCCACUCGCAAUGAACAUUUUCACUUCAAUGGAAGCUCGUGGAAUUAAACCCAAUUCUUCCAUUUUCAAUUCUCUCAUACACGUUUGCUUCUCUUCGGGUAAUAUGGCUACAGCCCUCAGCUUAUUUGAGAUUAUGCAGAGCUCAGAAGGAUUUAAACCCAACUCAGACACCUAUGAAGCUUUUAUAUCUGGGUUCUCGAAGUUGGGUAAUGUUAAUGCCAUGCAAGCUUGGUACUCUGCAAAGAAGGCUGCUGGGUUUGCUGCUCAGCUUCAAACCUAUGAAUCUCUGAUUUCAGGUUGCAUAAAAUCAAGGAAUUUCGAGACUGCUGAUGGACUCUUUAGGGAAAUGAUACUGACAGGGUUUGUACCUAACUCAAUCAUACUGGACAGUAUGUUGGAAGGGCUUUGCAAGAGAAGAAAUUUAGUUGGAGCAAAAAAGUUUCUGAAUUUGGUAGUAGAUGGGGGAUGGGAUAUUAAUGAGCUGAUGGUUGAGAAGCUUGUGGGAUUGUACUUUGAAGUUGGGAAUGUAGAAGACAUGGAGGAACUUCUUGCAACUCUAAUGGAGGCAAAUAAAGCAUCUGAAAUUUUGUCACCGGUUCAUUGUGGGAUUAUAAGGAUGUAUACAUUGUUGGAUAGAUUGGAUGAUGUAGAAUAUGCUGUAGGGAGGAUGUUGAAACAAGGAUUGUCAUUUAAAUGUGCAGAUGAUAUUGAGAAGGUAAUUUGUUCCUACUUUAGGCGAGCAGCUUAUGAUCGGUUAGAUUUGUUUUUGGAACGUAUUAAGAGUUCUUAUGAACUUACAAGAUCAACUUACGAUUUGUUGGUUGCUGGUUAUCGAAGAGCUGGGUUAUCUGACAAGUUGCAUUUGGUGAUAAAUGAUAUGAAAUCAGCUGGAUGCUAACAAGUUGCAUUUGGUGAUAAAUGAUAUGAAAUCAGCUGGAUUCUUAUAGCAUCCUUUAUGCUCAAUGCUAUGCAUUUUUAUAUGUUUUGGUCCAUCUAUGCACGGUAUGAAAACAAAGCAAGCAAAGCCUCUAGGCACUCGACCAAAACCAAAGCGAAUGGAAGGCAUGCAAGCAAGAAGAUGUAUAUUAAGCCCUCAGAAAUGACCAGAGAAUUCCUUUGGUAGAAUCGAGCUAGCCAUCUUCUUUCAAAGGAAAUGCAAGAAACUCGAUGUUCCCAAAAGGGCCUUGCAGAUUUUCUUAUGGAGAGAGAGGAAAUACCAAGUUUAGUUUUGUGGAAUAAAUUUCUAGGCAAAAGAAUCUGGACACUCUUACAAGAAACUAAAUCUGAAAGUUUCUUUUUAGUAAUUUGCUACGAGUCCAUUGGCCAAAUUAUAUUUUUUUAGUAGUUUAAACUAGAGUAAGUAACUGCAUUCCCAUGUUAUGUUAGUAUAGAAGCAAUAUAUCAUAAAAACCCAAUGAAUGGUUUUAAAAGUAGUUUAUACAAAUGAAAAGGACUGUGCCAGAUUCGUUGUCA